Molecule: messenger RNA, 3381 nt
Organism: Sinocyclocheilus grahami
Lineage: Eukaryota; Metazoa; Chordata; Actinopteri; Cypriniformes; Cyprinidae
Product: C2 domain-containing protein 2-like
Exons: 15
Coding region: 386-2518 (710 amino acids)
Biological process (GO): positive regulation of insulin secretion involved in cellular response to glucose stimulus
Cellular component (GO): cytoplasmic side of apical plasma membrane
Molecular function (GO): phosphatidylinositol transfer activity; phosphatidylinositol binding
Source: RefSeq, a predicted model, not a curated record
GUGUGUGUUUGUGUUGCUACACUAUUUGACAGCUCGACCAUUCUGUUCCUGCGCAUUACCAUUACAGACCAUCCGACACCGAUGGUGGGAGGGUGCACGUUUUCUCUUGAGUUGACAGCACUGGAUGUUAUAAAUGUGUGGUUUUAUGUAGCACGCUAAAGAUUGACGAAACGGAGGCCAUGUACCGAUCAACUCAGGUUUGAUCGUAGAAGAUGCUCGGACCCGAGGACUGGUGCUGGAAUUACGAAGACAUGAUGUAGCCAUUGAGCGGGUGAUCUGUAGCGUCCAAAGACGGUGUUUCUCAUCUGAUCGAGUUCCAACCUUCGUGAGUCAAGAUUUUCAACCCCUUGUGAAAAUGAGACUUAAGUGAUCAGUGAUUAAGGAGAUGAUGACUUUCCAGGACGUGAGCUGGCUGGUUCAGGUGGCACUCUUCUGCGCCUCGCUGCUGGUUGUACUAGCCUGGCUCGUUCAGUUCUCACUGGCAUUGCUUCACCCUAGGUGGUGCACGAGGGUUCAGGGCAAGAGGGAGACCCCAUGGCAGCUGCCCUUGAGUCUCACCCACCAGACACUGACGGGCGGCGUGUGGGGUUCCCUUCUGAGGCUGAGGCUGGGGCGAGACGGGGCAGGGAGUGACACUGAGGCUGGCGUCAAAGGUCUUUUGUCCUCGCUUUUUGUGUUCAAGUCGUUCAGGGAGCACUGGCAGAGAGCUUGGGUGCGGGCGCUCAAUGAACAGGCCUGCAGGCAAGGGAGCUCCAUUCAGAUCACCUUUGAUGAUGGUCUUCAGCUCCCAACUUCUGCGUCCAUUGACUGUGUGACUUGCACUGACCAAUCAGUACGCAGCAUGGUCCUGCAGUGCAAUUGUUCAGUCGACACCGUAACAUUCCCCGUGACUGUCACUCAGCAGUCACCUGCAGCCGUUUCCAUGGAUACCUACCAGAUCACGAUGAAGCCCAUGCAGGCCCAGUUGCAGGUCUGUCUUGAGGAAGUGGAGGAAGAGGGUCUCCUUGUGUCCUGGACUUUUUCCAAGCAACCUCAUCUCUCUUUAACCGUAACACCACGCCAAAGAGUCCAGAAAGAGGCCUCUGACGUGGAGGUGGACAGUGAAAUGAUUGCAGCUCUGGUGGAGGACACACUGUACACAACACACCCUGCCUUGAUCCUCAACCUGAGAGCCUGUGUAUCAAGCCCUGCGUUUCCCAGGGAGAAGCAGAUCGGUGGUCUGAACUCUCCAUCUCAAAGCAUGCCUGUCGGGCGCAUUUUGGUGCACCAGCUCAGAGCAACCAACGUCAAAAAAGGAUGUCAGACUCAUGUAGGAGAGCUUUGUUGUAUGCUGAGUCUGGACACUCCUUCCAUUGAACGGAGAACCAGCUUCCUUACUCCUUCCCCCAGUCCUGGAGCAGCCCUGCAUUGGACUGACGACUUUACACUGGAAAUAGGACCAGAAACCAAAGAACUCAAAGUAAGACUUGUGGAGAAGAACAGCAAAGGAGAGCAGUUUCUGCCUGGUUGUGCUUCCUUACAAUUGGAUCCCUCUAAAAUAAUUCCUAAUGGACAACAUAAACUGUCCAUCGCACCGGGUCAUGGUCUGGCUCCAACUGCAGUUGUAACAUUAGAACUGUUGUAUUUGGAGUCCAGUGAUUUGCGUGCAUGUCAGAAUGCCACUCCACUGCGAUCCUUGGCCACCCCCUCAAAGAAGGUGGACGUGGACCGCACAAUCAUGCCUGAUGGCACCAUUGUCACAACGGUAACCACCAUCCAGUCACGACUAAAACUGGACCGCAAACUAGGAGACUCUCCGUCUAGGUCUCCCUCAAAUGUGGAGGUGACUGAAAAGACUCCCACUGUGCUUACAAACAGCUUGCAGAGCACCAGUGCCAGUCCCACCCCCAGCACAGAAGGCACCCUCCCUAAUGGGCUGGAUCCCGUAGCAGAAACGGCCAUUCGGCAGCUAACCGAGUCGGCCAGUAAGGUACCUAAGAAGACACCUACUAAACGCAGCACUCUCAUCAUAUCUGGGGUGUCAAAGGUCCCCAUUACUGAAGAUGACUCAGCCUUAUCAGUGGGCUACGCUGCAGCAAUGGAUGCAGCCCUACAGGGGGCGCAUUCUCCCAGCGGAGCCCCGAACCACCACGGAGCAUCCGCACAUCAGGAAGCAGACGAGACUACGCCAUCUGACGUGUCAGAGCGACCAUCCGUGGAUGACGUGGAGUCAGAGACAGGAUCGACCGGAGCACUGGAGACGCGUAGCCUCAAAGACCACAAAGUGGGAUUCCUCCGCAGUGGCACCAAGCUUCUAUUCCGCAGGAAACACAGGGAGAAAGAACCCAGUUUCAGUCAGUCCCACGAGGACGUCUCAAACCUGGGCAAUGACUCCCCCACAGCCCCCUGCUCCUCCACCAGCCGUAAAAAGUCUGGAAGCUUCUCUCACCGCCUCAUCAAACACUUUUCGUUCCGCUCGUCCAAGACAAAGGGCAAAUCCAGCACAGCCAAUGGAGGAUCCAGCACUACAGAUAACUAAAGGAGAAAUAGAGAGGAAGGGCGAGUAAGAGAGACACGGUGCGGGCACCAGUCAAAUGAGUGUGGAAUUGGCUCCAAAUUGCUCCAGAACUAGUUAUUUAUGUUAUAUACCGAUUGUCUUCAACCUAGUUGGGGUAACAUAAUACUUCAGACCACAUUGUACCCAGGAAGCCAGCCUUGUUUUGUUUUGUUUUUUUCUGACUGGAACCUCAUCAUUCAUCUGUGAUUAAGCUUUUCAGAUUAGAAAACGCCAAACGUGGAAAAUAAAAGGAUUUGACUAUUUAUGGAUGCAUUGCGAACCUAAUUAAUUUGAUAUAACGGAUAAACAGCUGCUUUUGUGGAUAAUUAUGAGCGAACAAACUUGAGAAACUCAAAACGGUCUUGUCAUGCGGUUAUUGAGCACCAGAGGGCGACAUAGACCAAUGACUAUUGAUGACUCCAUCACUGUCGCUGUGUUGUUUUUCUCAUUUAUUUAAUUUUAUCAGUUGCACUUUGGAUCUUAAUCUGAUUGUUUACAAUGCUGGGGAUCCCUUUUUCUAUCAUGUUUGUGUAUCGUUUACUGUUAUCGGCACUGAUUUAUUUCUCCUGAGCUCAUGGGGAGUAUUUCCAGAGUGUGAUAUGCUAAGACAUGCUGUGAGCUUUGUUCUCGUUUUGCUGUUGCUAUAGCAUUUAGAUCAAGGGAUAUUAUGCCCGGUUUUUAAAUAGUGGUACGUUUGACUUUCAUUGUGGCUUAAUAAUCUUUUAUAAUGAUGUUUAUUUGUUUAAGAAAACGGAAGGGUUCUUAAGGGUACUGUAGGCAUAUCUCACUAAAUUACGUUCGUGUUUUGGUUGUAAAGUGUAAGCCCUUCAAGGGAUACACUACAG